This is a messenger RNA of Amaranthus tricolor (Joseph's coat), 1414 nucleotides long. Its product is annotated as endonuclease 1. Gene Ontology annotation, biological process: DNA catabolic process. NCBI's taxonomy places the organism in Eukaryota, Viridiplantae, Streptophyta, Magnoliopsida, Caryophyllales, Amaranthaceae. Gene Ontology annotation, molecular function: endonuclease activity; nucleic acid binding. The transcript has 9 exons. The record is from RefSeq and is a predicted model, not a curated record. Bases 132 to 1064 code for a protein of 310 amino acids.
UUUCCUUAGCUCAUUACAAGUCAUUUACUUAUUGAGUCUUGUUUUAGGUUUGGAGAGAAUAUAAAUAAACAUUAUACAAAACUUAUUGUUUAGUUGCAUAAUUAUAAUUAAGAGUGCUUAAUUAGCUUAUUAUGGUGAUUAAGCUUGGAGGUUUUUAUCCAAUGUGCUCACCCUCAUGGAGGUUUUUUUCUUGUCUCAUUUAUUGUUUGAUCUUGAUUGUUGGAGUUCAAGCAUGGAGCAAAGAAGGUCACAUUAUGACUUGUAGAAUUGCUCAGAAUUUGUUGGAGGCAGACGCAGCACAUGCUGUAAAAAAUUUAUUGCCACAAAAUUUAGACGGAGAUUUAUCAGCAUUAUGUGUAUGGCCAGACCAAGUUAGGCAUUGGUACAAAUAUCGCUGGACUAGCCCUCUACAUUUCAUUGAUACUCCUGAUAAUUCUUGCUCUUUUAAUUACAAACGGGAUUGUCAUGAUGAACAUGGUGUUGAAGAUAUGUGUGUAGCUGGUGCUAUUCAAAAUUUUACUUCUCAACUUCAACAUUAUCGUGAAGGAACUUCUGAUAGGCGUUAUAAUUUGACUGAAGCAUUGCUAUUCUUGUCACACUUCAUGGGAGACAUUCAUCAGCCAAUGCAUUGCGCACAUACAAGUGAUGAAGGAGGAAAUACUAUUGAGCUACGCUGGUUUAGGCAUAAAUCUAAUCUUCAUCAUGUAUGGGAUAGAGAGAUAGUUCUUACAGCCAUGAAGGAAUACUAUGACAAUGACAUGGAUCUCUUACUACAACACAUUCAAGGAAACUUCACUGAUGGAAUAUGGUCAGAUGAUGUCUCACAUUGGACAGAUUGUAACAAUCUUCAUGCAUGUGUAACCAAAUAUGCCACUGAGAGCAUAAACAUAGCAUGUAAAUGGGGCUACAAAGAUGCUGAGCCCGGUGUAACUCUUUCAGAUGAUUACUUUAAUUCAAGGUUGCCUUUCGUGAUGAAACGAAUUGCACAAGGAGGAGUUAGAUUAGCCAUGAUUUUGAACAAUGUAUUCAACCAUGGACAUGAAGCAAUGGCAACAGCUACAUAAGCAAUUAACCCAAUCAUCAUCAAAACAAAGAUUUCUUAACAUAUUCUUUUGUUAACUUACGUGAUUCUUUCUUUGGCCGCAUUAUUCUUUAUAGAUAUGAUUUAUAGUUUUUUUAUUUCUCUUCAAACCCUAAUCAUAAUUUCUAUGAGUGGGAUCCACUGAAUAUGAUAUGAUUUUUUAUUUUCUCAUAUGUUUAGCAUCUAAUGAUAAAAAAUAUUAACAUUUUAUGUUCAAAUUUAUGUAUUUUAAAUUUAUGAUUAGACCAAAUUGUUGUACAAUUUAGAUUCAUGUAUUUAGUAGAAAUUUGUAAUUUAACUCAUUUGUUAAUGUACACAUUCCUAGUUUUACCC